AUACUUGUAAAAUUGUAGUCCGUGAACCCAGAGAGGAAGAACUGUGCGUGAACCUCAAAAAUAGAUGAAAUAAAUUAAGUUUGCAGACGACAAAUAUGGCAUUUAAUCGAGGAAAACUAAAUACACUAAUGUGAGAACAUGAGCUUCGUCUCUGAUCAAGAUGUAUGCACCGGUCUUGAAAACCUUCCGGUUUUCUUCAAAGGCAAUUUCAGUAAAGAUGAUUUGCCUCUAUUUCAGUACAGUCCAGAGAACGUUCCAGGCCCCGGGUGUGAGACUGACCCAACCGAGGUGACACUCCCAGGAUGCGACUGCCGCUCCCAGUCCUGCCAGCAGGGGAGCUGUUCCUGCCUGCAGGCCCACCGUCAGGCAUACGACCGUCAGGGGCACCUGAAACGGCACUGGGAGGAGGAGACUGAGUACAGCCUGCCGGUGUUUGAGUGUAACGUGCUGUGUGGGUGCAGCGAUGCCUGCGGUAACCGGGUUGUGCAGAGGGGCCUAGGCCUGAGCCUGUGUGUGUUUCCCUCUCACGGUAAGGGCUGGGGGCUGCGCGCUCUGGAGCCCGUCCCUCGGGGGAGGUUUGUGUGCGAGUACGCCGGGGAGGUGAUCGGGAUGGAGGAGGCGCGCCAGAGGCAGCGGGCCCAGAGACCCGGAGAUAUGAACUACAUCAUUGUGGUGAGGGAGCACGGCGGGGGAGGGAGGCUCAGGGAGACCGUGGUGGACCCUGCUGCCGUGGGAAACGUCGGCCGUUUCCUCAACCACUCCUGCCAGCCCAACCUCUUCAUGGUGCCCGUGCGAGUGCACUCACUGGUGCCCAAGCUGGCACUGUUCGCCGGCCGGGACAUUGCCCCCGGAGAGGAGCUCACCUUCGACUACUCUGGGGCCUACAACAACAACCCUCAAGGAAAGGGGUCGCAUCCAUCUCUGAGUGGCCAACCGGCAAAGGGAGUGGGUGAGGAGGAUUUUAAAAGGAAGCCCUGCCACUGCGGAGCCCAGAACUGUAAUCUGUUCCUGCCCCUGGAUGUCUCUAUCAUCAGCAAUACCUAACUGUCAAGACCUUAACAUGGCUUCCACGGUAAAGGGCUUCACCACAAACACAGGCUGGACAUCACUUUGAGCCGUGGCCUUUUUCAUGCCGUAGGUUGAUUAUCGCUGGUAGUGAUAAGUGGCUGCACACAGAUGGCCUUGGGCCAGGGCCUGAAACAUUUUGCAUCAGUAGGCCUGUGUGGUAAAAUAAUGACUGGCUUAAGGACUGUAGUGCUGUGUGGUAAAAUAAUGACUGGCUCAAGGACUGUAGUGCUGGGUUGCUCUGCCCAUAGCAUUGUAAAUGUUUGCAUCGUGCAGUUCCUAUUGCACUAAAAUCAGAAUACUUUACAUAUUACGGGAUUGCACAAAGACUUGCUGAAAGUGAGUACCCAAAAUAAAUAUCAAUUUGUA
Conger conger (European conger) is the source of this 1434-nucleotide messenger RNA. It is a transcript of the gene setmar, whose product is annotated as SET domain and mariner transposase fusion gene. NCBI's taxonomy places the organism in Eukaryota, Metazoa, Chordata, Actinopteri, Anguilliformes, Congridae. The coding region runs from base 139 to 1044 and encodes 301 amino acids. The record is from RefSeq and is a predicted model, not a curated record. Gene Ontology annotation, molecular function: protein binding; zinc ion binding; histone H3K9 methyltransferase activity. Gene Ontology annotation, cellular component: nucleus. The transcript is spliced from 2 exons.